Mya arenaria is the source of this 5212-nucleotide messenger RNA. RefSeq names its product toll-like receptor 4. NCBI's taxonomy places the organism in Eukaryota, Metazoa, Mollusca, Bivalvia, Myida, Myidae. The record is from RefSeq and is a predicted model, not a curated record. Gene Ontology annotation, cellular component: membrane. Gene Ontology annotation, molecular function: protein binding; transmembrane signaling receptor activity. The coding region runs from base 15 to 2315 and encodes 766 amino acids. Gene Ontology annotation, biological process: toll-like receptor signaling pathway; immune response. The transcript has a single exon.
UGCAAAGCCUACUCAUGUAUCAAACGACCGGGACUUUCAAUGAAGGGAAGGGGUAUGCGGAAAAGGCAAUAGCCAGACUGACAAACCUAGAAGAAUUAUGGCUUGACGGUCUUCCUAAUGCUACAUUUGGGGAGGUGUUUCGAAACCUGACCAGCCUCAAAACACUCAAAAUAUCAGGGGUGAAAGUCGACCCAUCAUGGAUAUUGAAUGAGUUUUGUUGUAUCGGUAUUAUUAGAAAGAACUCUCUAACUAAUCUCAUCAAUGUGAAGAGACUGACUAUCUCUAAAUGUGGAUUGAAAACGAUUCAUCCCGAUGCCUUUUCGAGCUUUACAUCCAGACUGGAACUGUUGGAUUUUUCAUACCAUACCGAACUCGGUAUAAGUAAUAUUACAACCAGUCUUAAAAGCUUGAAAAUUGGGUUGGAUGAGCUCAUUACUGACAAUGUGGAAAAUGCGGAUUCCCUUGGCUGCGACAUUCAACUAUCAGACGAAAUGGCGAGAAAUGUGGCUCACUUGAAUCUAAAGCAUUUAUCAAUGCGACGGAACAAAAUCAAAGCUGUAAACGAAAAAGUGUUUGAAAUACUACCAUCUAUUGAAAGUGCAGAUUUAACUUUUAACAAAUUUGACCUGGGGUAUUACAUAUUCUUCGUGCAUAAAUUAAAUUUUUUGAAACGCCUUGAUAUAUCAUUCAAUUUUUUCGAUUGGAAUUUGAACUUUUGGAACCACAUAGUUGGAGAAGCACAUGCAUUUGGUGACAACGAGAAGACCAAAUACAAACAGUACAUACAUGACAUGUUCUUCCGUACCGAGAGAAGAAUAACGAGAGGUUUGGACCCCGUUCAUAAGACUCACAAUGUACUCAACAAAAGAGAUCGUUGCCCAAAAACUUCAUAUCACAUUCCACCGGCUGCAUUUACCGGGUUUUUACCACCAGAAAUGGAAGAAAUAGACAUAAGUUUUAGCAAAUUCGCAUUACCCCUCUAUGAGUUUAAUGUUCACAAGAACAACAGUCUUAAAACUGUCAGGGCGGCAGGGUGCAUGUUAUACUGUUGGGAAGGACCUAUUCAUGGCAUGGAAGUCAUUGAAAAUAUCGACUUGAGCUUCAACUUUUGUGAUCAUGUAGAAGCUGAUUUCUUUUCGGAAUUUAAAACCGUAAAGAACUUGAAUUUAUCAAAUAAUUUCAUUUCCCGCUCAAUUGCAUUGAAACCUCAGCUUUUUGAAUACAAUCAUGAACUAGAAGUACUUGACCUUUCAAACAAUAGGAUAUCUCUUAUCGAACCCGAUUUGUUUAAAAAUCAAAGAAAAUUGAAGUAUUUGAGUGUUUGCAACAAUAACAUGAUGGCUUUUAACUUGAAUAUCUCCCAUCUAACACGACUUAAGUACUUAGGCCUCAGUGGAAAUCACUUUCUAACAUUAUCAGAGACCUUGUGGAAAAAUUAUCUUCCUCAUAUCAUUAACCAACGUGAAAACGGACAACUAAUAAUAGAUCUUAGAGAUAACCCGAUUGAGUGUAAGUGUGAAAAUCUAGACUUUCUGAAAUGGAUUCAUUCUAAUAUGGAAAACGGUUCAAAAUUGUAUGUGCGUGUGUCGUCUUGUAUUUAUAAAGGCAUGCACAAUGUUAACAUUUCUGAGAAAACCCAGUUGAACACUCAGAUAGAAUAUCUCGAAAAGGUUUGCGCAUCAUACACACACCUCAUAAUUAUUCUGAGUGUGGUUAUUGCUAUUGCUGUGAAUAUUAUUGUUGCUGGAAUAGUACAUAGAUACAGAUGGAGAAUUCGAUAUUGGUUCUAUGUUAGCUCGAAUAAAUCGGGAGCGAAAAACGGUUAUACUUCGCUUGAUCAACGCAAUCCGUUCAUGUUCGGAUACAAGUAUCAUGUUUACGUCGCAUCGUCUGAAGAAGACAAGGAGUUUGUAAUUGAAGAUCUGGCCCCAAAACUUCGCGAAAAGGGCUGCAAACUGUUUCUGCAAGUCGAUGAUAUCCUUCCUGGGCAGAGCGCGUGUAAUGUGAUCGGAAACGCACUUCACGUCAGUCGAACGCUGCUUUGUGUAGUCUCAAGAAAUAGCUGUCUGAGAACAGACGAGUGGAAGGUCCUGGUUCACAUGGCACACGAAGAAAUGCACCAACGGGACAAACGAAUGUGCUUGACCAUGGUUUUUGAUACACACAAUUGGUCUCUUUCCUUGCCAAGGUCAUUAAACGAACUGUGCGCGUCGGAGGUGAUCGACUAUCCUGAGAAUGAAGACGACCAACCGGCAUUAUGGAAUGACGUGAAGGCAAAGCUUGAUGAGAUUGACAACACACCCGUGUUCAUGUAAAGAUAACAUUUUUUGGAUGAGUAUUACUUCUCAUGUGUAUCUAAAGCAAUCACUUACGUUGUAAAUAUUGGUCUGCUGUUAAAAAGUUUUACUUGCUUGGUCAAAUGUAGCCAAAAUGUAUACUGUCUAGCCAAAUAGAUUUAAAAGUGCAAAGUUAAAAUAUCAGGUGAACAACGUAUCCAAGUUUUAUACAAUAAACUGCUGAUAAAUGGCCGUUUUUCAUUCCAUUUCGCUAUUUAAAAUGUGUUUGCUUUGUUUUCGAUAUAAACGCCAAUAGGUAAAUGAAAUAAAAAUUGAAAAUAAAUGAAUAAAAGUGAUUUAUAAGUAAUUUAAUAUUACACUAUGAAUGAAACAUUUUUGUACGUCGGUGUGACAAGAUAAAAAGUAUGUCGUUAAUUUGUUCAUGCUAAUAACGGCUGUACCCAUUUUUUCCUUGAUGCUUGCUUAUGAACUAAUGUAUGCAUUAAUGUGUAAAGAGCGGUGUAUUCAAAUGUCCAUAUUAUCAUAGAGUGUUGUAGAGGGGUCUUGACUGCACAAAUCCCAUACAUGCGUUGUCCAGAUUAUGAAUGGUACAUGUAUAGCAACAAUUUUCAGAUCCUUAUGAGCCUUUGAAUGUAUCUAAAAUAGCAAAUAGUCUAGCUUUAGUUGUAUAGGGAAAGAUGGGUAAAUUGAACAUUUCCAAAAUAAUAAUCAGUUCGAUUAAAGUUUUAAGUUUAAGCUUAGGUUCCUUUUAAUUGUAUUGAAUUGUUCCGUCACGAAAUACAGUAGUAUACGCAUCAAUCUUUACCGCAUGUAAGAUUAAUGUUAUUGGCUCCUGUUAAUUGAUGCGUUUAUAAUGCACAGGGAAAGUAUUUCCCUUUUGUCAGUAUUUUUUGUCCAAGCACAAAUUAUUUUAUAAAGACUAUAUGAAUAGGGUUUGGAAAGAUAUAUAUGAAGGACAGAAGUUUGGUACAUACCAUAUGGGGGAAAUUUUGCCAUUCAGGUAAUGAUCAGAAUCGUUUGGAGUCUUGAACGAAUUUAUGAAAAGUUUCAACUAUUUUGGAGUUGUUCUUGUUGUUUAGGGUUGGAUCGCCAUUGAGAAUGAAAGCACUGUUCAUUUCAGUAAAAAUAUACAUAUUGCGAAUGAAAAUUUGUCGUAUAAAAAGGGCUAUGCAUAAAAAGUGAGUACUCUUAAUUUCAACUUCACCACAACCGCAAAGAGGAGAGUUCAUAAUGUUUUUACAAUAAAGGUGAUAGCUAAGACCACUGCAACUAGUACGCAGUCGAGAGUGAAGUACUUCCAAUCGGCGGUUUCCGUAAAAUAGCUAAGCAGGCAAACUGACAAUCGACUACGAGAGAAUACUGUAAGGAUGUAAUAAAAUAAAAAAUCAUUCCAUGAACGUAUAGUUGAAGGGAAGAAUUAAAGAGGAAAAGUAAGAAUCAGUGUGUGACAUAACUCUUAUCUAGUUACAUAUAUGUAUUCUGUUAUAAUUGAUUUGCAUUGUAACAUGUAUUAUGGGCUGGAGGCCUUUUAUUGAAUACAAUUUCGUUCGUUAAAAAAUAGACCACGUUUAGUUGUGGGUUUAUAACUGAGAGCUAAACAUGUCAAAUUUGUAUCCAAUGCAUCAAAAACUAAGCUUAAGUGAGACUCUUAUUCAAAAUCAAUACAUACACAUGUAUAACAAACAUCAAUUUUGACUGAUAAACCUUUAACUUCUUACUAAAUAAUGCAUUUAUGAAAAAUAUUAAUUGCUGAUAACAAGAUUGUAACCGUGUAUUUGAUAGCAGAAAGCGCAAAAAAUAAAUGAUUUGUGAAUACUAAAAUAUUUACUGUGGGCUACUAUAGUUCCACACGGUAGAAAUAUGCUAAUUUCUUUCAAAUUAAACUCGGUAUUGUAAUAUGUUGUACCCCCUUUAUAUUUUAACAAUUGUCCGGAUAUCCGAAUUUACUUACAGUUACAUUCUGUUGUCUUGUCGCUGUUUUGCCAUUUCUUUUAUGAUUAUUCCAUAAGUCUUGUAGUAAAUGAAUAUGUUGAUAAUUACAAUUUCAAUUCAGAUAUAAAUUCCAUAAGUAUAUCUUGAAUCUUGAAUCGAAGCUGUAUAAUCCGUUUAUAAAUUUGAAGUACACACGACUGUCACAAAUAUGUCCGCCAUUUUAACUGUUGUGUUACAGCGCAGUAUUAUUUAUUAGAUAUUUAUUCAUUGGAGUAAACUUUUCCUGUAUGAAUUGUAAAAAUUGUUUUAAGCAUAAUUUUGUUAUUGAUGUUUUAUAUAAAUGUGCUCAUGUUACAGAUUACAAUUACAAUGCUGCAAGCGCACUAUUUGGGUCGAUUGUUGCUAUGACACUAUUGCGCGGAUGAAUGAUAAUUUUAUUUCUGCAGCACUAAGAUAUUUGUUUAAUUAUAAUAAGUUUGUUUAAUUAAGUGUUCGAAUAAGAUGCAAUUUGUCAUUCUCGAUCGAUUGAUGUAUAUAUUAUUAUGAUUGUCUUGCAAGACUUUUCAUAUUUACUUGUUUUAUUGUACUCGAGCCUUGGCACCUUCUUCUCACCUGCAAAUGUGAGCUGCAGCCCUGCAGACCAAUCAAAAGCCUUGCAGCAUUGUUGCAGCAUCUUGCGGGUAUAUAAGAAGUGUCAAGUUCGAGCUUGGGACGGUUGACAUUUCUGAAACUUGAACUAUUUUCAACAUCUUGAAAACAAACAUGCGAGGUAUAUUCUUUUGAAACGUAAUAUAAUUAAAUUAACGCGCAUUUUUAAAGUAAAUGAACCUCUCAUAUUAUUUUAACUAAUUUAAGAAUAAAUAAUAAUUAUAAUUACAUUGAACUUAACUUUAUUAACUUAUUGAUCAACUCGUCAACUGUCCACCGAACAUGUCCGCCAUUGUAAGUAUUGACUUAGCUUUGUUGAAUUGAAAUUAACUUGA